Molecule: messenger RNA, 833 nt
Organism: Sinocyclocheilus grahami
Lineage: Eukaryota; Metazoa; Chordata; Actinopteri; Cypriniformes; Cyprinidae
Gene: cdkn1ca
Product: cyclin dependent kinase inhibitor 1Ca
Exons: 3
Coding region: 114-755 (213 amino acids)
Biological process (GO): negative regulation of cyclin-dependent protein serine/threonine kinase activity; negative regulation of mitotic cell cycle
Cellular component (GO): nucleus
Molecular function (GO): cyclin-dependent protein serine/threonine kinase inhibitor activity
Source: RefSeq, a predicted model, not a curated record
GGAGGCCUUUUCUCGUACAAACACUGGCCUUUAACCACCGGCACAGAUAUAAACAGACUAGAGACAACAAGAUCCAAACAAACGUCGGCGUACGGCAUUGACUUUUAGGCAUCAUGGCAAACGUGGACGUAUCAAGCAAUCUGGAGCGUCAUGUUGCACGGAGGACCUUUCCUCUUCUCGCGCGCACAAAGGUUUGCCGUAACCUUUUCGGACCCGUGGAUCACGAGGAGCUGCACGGUGAAAUGAAACGCAAACUCCGGGAGAUCUCCGAGCGAGACCAGAGCCGGUGGAAUUUUAACUUUGAAACCAACUCGCCUUUGCCUGGAGAUUAUGAGUGGGAGGCGAUUUCAGAGGACACUGUGCCGUUUUUCUACAAGGAUAAAGUGCAAAGAGUUCGCGCCGCGGCGUCUCUUAAUGCAACAGGAGACGCGUCCAGCGCUGUUGACUGCGGGGUAAAUGGGGUUUCCAGGGGUCCGCUUGUUCAAGAAUCCGCGGACGUCCCCAGUCGAGCCAACGAAAUUAACCAGGAGAACCUCUCUGGUGCACUCAACUCAAGACCAGCUCGUUCUUCAGUCCUCAGAAACAGGCGGAAGAGGUCCCUCAUCCUAGAGACCCCCAGAAACAGCACGCCACAAAUGACAGACUUCUUCCCGAAAAAAAAAAGGACCCUGGAGUCCAAGCAGGAUGAACGUAGCUCGCUUCAAGCCGGCACAUCCACCAGCAUUGAAGUAACGCCACGCAAAACGAUAAGAUGAUGUUUGCACUCCAUGCAGCAGUCCACCUGUGUUUAUCUGCAGAGCGGAUGAACGAAAACGAGGGGAUGAGAAUUGUAC